This is a messenger RNA of Thamnophis elegans (Western terrestrial garter snake), 7525 nucleotides long. RefSeq names its product protein kinase N1 (gene PKN1). Gene Ontology annotation, biological process: signal transduction; protein phosphorylation. The record is from RefSeq and is a predicted model, not a curated record. Bases 766 to 3615 code for a protein of 949 amino acids. Gene Ontology annotation, molecular function: ATP binding; protein serine/threonine kinase activity; small GTPase binding. The transcript has 22 exons. Lineage: Eukaryota; Metazoa; Chordata; Lepidosauria; Squamata; Natricidae.
GCGCAGGAAAAUCAUGGGGUCCAGUUUCUUCCUCUGAGCCCUUCCUCCCUUUGCUGCUUUUAUCUCUCGUUUUCCUUUCCGAAAAAGGAAAGACGGCGGCCUAGAAAACGCGCGGCUGCCGCUCUUGCAGCUGCGGCAAGCAAGCCGCAAAGCUGUGCAGCGCCUAUAUAGCCGUGUCUCGGUCAGCUCCCUUCCCCGCAGCCACAAUAAUCUCUCCGCCUCGUCCUCGCCCCACCGCUUCCCCCGACUCGACUCCGCUCGCAGCUCCCCCGCCCACGUGACCAGCCCGGCAAGUUGAGCGCUGGGAGGGAACGAGCCAGCGCGGCCGACGCCGCAGCAACAAUAAGAGUGAGUGGCACACACUGUACUCGGGUCAGGAGAAGGGAGGGCAUUUCUGUGCCGCUCAAGCACUCCGGCCGAAGGUUUGGGAGGCCGUGGAGAGACGAAGCUGCCGCCGCCGCCACUGCCGCUCCUGCAGCCACUGCAGACAAGCUGCUUGCCCGCCGGAGCAAAAGCUGCUGCUUUGAGUGAAGCUCUCGUAGUCGUCCUUCCUUUGGUCCGCUCGGCCGCCGCUUGUUUGUGGGUGGCUGGACCGCCCCCUUGUGGGGCUCAACGGCUCCCUAUACGCCCCGCCGACCAGCGGCGGCGGAGAGGAUGGCGGAUCGGCUGUAGCUGUAAGAGCGCCCCGGGGAGCAGUCGCUUCCCCUGGAACAACGCGAAAGAGGAGGAAGCCAGCGGAGACUUGGCGGGAAACGAGAGGCGGAGAUGGCUAACGAGUCGCUUCAGAGUGACCCAGGCAACUGGUCAGUCCUGGAGCACCUGGGUCUGGACCAGAACUCAGAUUUUUCAGACACCAGCGUGCAACAGAAACUGGAUGAAGAGAAAGAGAAAAUUAAACGUGAGAUCCGCAAAGAACUGAAAAUAAAGGAGGGAGCAGAAAAUUUACGCAAGGCUACUACAGACCGUAAGAAUCUCUCCAAUGUGGAAAACUUGCUCAAGAACUCCAACCGCAAACUGGAGACGUUGCAUCACCACCUUCAGGACCUCAAUGCACAUAUUGUCGUCAAGGACCCUGAAGAGCUGGGGGAUGCCCCACAAUCACCAGGCAGCUUGAGUCGAUCAACAGCUACCAAAAGUCGUAUUGCUGGUCUGGAAAAGCAGCUCAACAUUGAGUUGAAGGUGAAGCAGGGUGCAGAGAAUAUGAUCCAGAUGUACGCCAAUGGUGCUGCCAAAGAUCGGAAGUUGCUGCAGACAGCCCAGCAAAUGCUACAAGACGGCAAAACCAAGAUAAAUAUUAUCCGCAUGCAGAUUCGCAAGGCUGUGCAAGCUGAUGAGGUGCAGCUGAAUAUGGAAGAUGGGCAAGGGAACACAGAUCUAAGCGCCAUAGAAUUGAGAAUUGAGGAGCUUCGCCAUCAUUUCCAAGUAGAAUAUGCUGUAUGUGAGGGUGCCAAAAACGCCCUGCGUCUUUUGAGCUCCAGCAAAGUUCAGGAUCGUCAUGCUAUUUCUGAGGCACAGACCAAGAUGAAUGAAUCAAGCCAGAAGUUGGAUCUUUUGCGAUAUUCUCUGGAGCAACGCCUGGCUGAACUGCCUGAAGAUCAUCCCAAGGCCUGCAUCAUUAAGGAGGAACUCAUCUUGGCCUCCUCUCCUACCUUCAGUGCCCGCAAUACCACCUCCUACCAGCAUAAUCAGUAUAAUACCCUAUCAAAGCCAUCUCCACUCACAGGGACCCUGGAAGUGCAGUUGUUCGGCUGCAGUGGAUUGCUGGAGGUUGUCCCAGGACGUACCCGUGGCUCCACUGUCUGCCUGCCUUGCAACAGUCCUGGUGAAGCCCGGCCUUCGUUCAUGAGCCGCAGUGGGCGAGGGCUUUAUAAUCGCAGUGGUAGUGUAAGCGGCAGGACCACCAUCAAAUCAGAAGAUACCAGCAAUGAAGUAAGUGCUGUAUUGAAGCUGGACAAUGGAGUUGUAGGGCAGACCACUUGGAAAUCUAUUGGCCUACAAGCUUGGAACCAGGUUUUCACAGUGGAAUUAGAAAGGUCAAGAGAGCUGGAGAUUGGUGUCUAUUGGCGUGACUACCGCAGUCUCUGUGCCCUGAAAUACCUCAAGCUGGAAGAUUUUCUGGAUAACGAACGCCAUGAAAUUCACCUGGAACUGGAGCCACAGGGCACUCUGUUAGCAGAGGUUAUCUUUUUUAACCCUGUCAUUGAGCGCAUACCCAAGCUCCAGCGACAGAAGAAGAUCUUUUCCAAGCAGCAAGGGAAAGCUUUCUUGCGUGCUCGCCAGAUGAAUAUUGAUAUUGCCACAUGGGUACGUCUCCUGCGACGCAUCAUUCCCACUGCCAGUACUACAGGCACUUAUAGCCCCUCAACGCAGAUGACUCCAACAUCUGGCUCAGAAAGUAGGCAUACCUCUGGGGACAUUGCCAUCGAGAAGCUGAAUUUGGAUGGGGAUAGAAUUCAAAUUGGGCAUUUGGGCCAGGAUGAUGCUGAGCUUCCUGGGAAGGUCUUACUGACUUCACAAGCUGGGGAGGAGGUCUUUCAGAUGGAGUUAGGUUCAGGAGGUGAGACUAGAGGAUCUGGAAGUACUUUUCACAGCAGCCAUCUGAGAAAAACACCUCUCACUAUGGAUGAUUUCCUGUUUGUAGCUGUGCUAGGUCGUGGGCACUUUGGCAAAGUGUUGUUAUCUGAGUUACACCGAACAAAAGAACUGUUUGCUAUUAAGGCCUUAAAGAAAGGGGAUAUUGUUGCAAGAGAUGAAGUAGAGAGCCUGAUGUGUGAGAAGCGGAUUUUUGAGAUUGUGACCCAAGCACGGCAUCCUUUCCUAGUGAACCUUUUCGCCUGUUUCCAGACACCCCAGCAUGUCUGUUUUGUCAUGGAGUACACAGCAGGUGGUGACCUCAUGAUGCAUAUACACACCGAUGUUUUCUCAGAGCCACGUGCAACGUUUUAUGCUGCUUGUGUUGUCCUGGGGCUGCAGUUUCUUCAUGACCACAAGAUAGUAUAUAGGGAUCUGAAGCUGGACAACUUACUAUUGGACACAGAAGGCUUUGUGAAAAUUGCAGAUUUUGGCCUCUGCAAAGAAGGAAUGGGCUACGCUGACCGUACCAGCACAUUCUGUGGGACACCAGAGUUUCUGGCUCCUGAGGUGCUUACAGAUACCUCCUACACAAGAGCAGUCGACUGGUGGGGCUUGGGGGUCCUUAUUUAUGAGAUGCUUGUAGGCGAGUCCCCAUUCCCAGGAGAUGAUGAAGAAGAAGUAUUUGACAGCAUUGUCAAUGAUGAAGUGCGCUACCCUCGUUUUCUUUCCACAGAGGCAAUUGGAAUCAUGCGCCGGCUACUGCGUCGGAAUCCAGAAAGGCGCUUGGGGUCUAGUGAGCGCGAUGCAGAGGAUGUGAAGAAGCACCCAUUUUUCAGAAGCAUUGACUGGGAAGCUUUGCUGGCUCGUAAGAUCAAACCACCUUUUGUGCCAGUAAUUAAGGGCCGUGAAGACAUCAGCAACUUUGAUGAGGAGUUUACUGCUGAAGCAGCUGUGCUGACACCACCCCGUGAAUCACGGCCCCUCACCCAAAAGGAACAGGAUGCUUUCAAAGAUUUUGACUAUGUCUCCAGUGUCUGCUAGCUCCGGAAGUGAGGGCAAGGCGAUUUCCUCAACACUGCCAGCUCAGUGAGGCAGAAUUCUGUUCCUCCAUUGACUCAAAGACACUUCCUAAUACUGCCUGCUAGCCCCAGAAGCGAAAUCCAGAAAAACCCAAUCACAUUGCUAACAUAAUGUGGAACCAGUAGUGUUCACCAAUGUAUGCCUGCUCUGGGAUUAGAAGGGCAAAUUCCAGUAAUAUUUCUGCAUUGCGCAGAAUGCAGUAUAAUUCAUGCAGAAAGUUGGGUACUUGCUGGCUCAAAGGGAGGGGAGGAAAGAGAAGGAAAGGGAGAAAGAAAAAUUGACAGCCAACAUAACUAUGUCAACCUGCAUCUUCAUGAAACUGUUAUUUGUCUACAAUGAUUCCCAAACUUUCUACUGGAACAAGCAAAACUAUUAGGAAUCCACCAGUACUGGAGAUGCUGAAGUCAAAGGGCCAUUCUCUGCCCUAACAUACUAUUGUGAAGGAUUUUUUAAAACCAUAUUGUGAAAAAAGGGGGGUUGCCUUUCUGAUACUAUUGCUGAAAUUUACUGCUUCAAAUUCUAACCCAGAAGGAAAAAGUGAAUCUCAUUCUGCAUCACAGCUUUCUGUCAGUAUUCAGUUAACGGUGCACAAACUCUCUUGGCUCGAUUUUGAACCAAUUCUGUAAUUCUGGGCUUUCUUGAUAACCAUUUACAAAAAGCUCUUGGUUUUUUUCCCCUCAAGAAUUAACUCCAGGUUCAUACGAUAGACAUAUGUACCGCUAGUGUAUGUGUGUAAAUUAUUAUCUUACCCUUUCUUGGAAUUCACAGGCUUGGUGCCCAUCCCAUGGUGGAAGCUGGGGUAGAAAACUUCUUGAAGUCCUAACUCUCAUACUCUGAACAAAUUUGUUUGGGUAUUGAUGAACAUCUAGGCCUAGUUGGGAAAUAAUUGCAUUAAAAUAAUUGCAAGAAACAAUCAAGAAAAUAGUGGCAACAAGUGAAAAAUUCUUGCUCGUGUGAUUCUUGUCACCAAAUUAUAGUAAUUUAAUGAGAAUUAUAUCACACUUGAACAGUGUAAGAACCUACAUACCUACACCUGCACAGCUAGUUUUCAGUUAAAUGGCCAAAAAACCAUACAUGCAGAGGCUCAUUUAAUAUUUUAAACUGGAGAAGGAUUUCUCAGGACAAAAUACUUGAUUAAGUGAGGGGAUAUACUUGAUUAUACAGCAAAAUCAUUGUGGAUUUCAGAGCAACAUGAACUCAAAUCCAUCAUUUGGAAAUGAUGACAAAAUUGUUUGGUUUCCAUUUUAUACCCCAGUUUUUUUGGAGAUCUGUAUACCAUUAUGCCAAGAGAGUAUAUCAGAUCUCAGGAGAAAAAGUGGUUUGGACACUUUCGGACAGAUAACUUAGACCUUUACAAUAAAAAAAAUAGCUAUUGUAGUUUAUUUUUUUGUAAUAGAUCUUCUGUAGUUAGAGAGAAAAAAGGGAGCUGAAGAGAGAGAAAACAGAGAAAAGUUAUAAAUGGACAGCAAGUACAUCAGAGCAAGAAAUGAAAUACGUAAGGCAGGAAUAGGUUUGUAUAACUCUGUAGACUAAAAUGUAGCUGGUUAAUUUAUGGUUCAGUGUGUUGUGCAAACUCGGUGAGAUUGGCUUAUGAUUUAAUAGAAGUCAGCCAUUGCCCAGACACAUCUUGCUAAUUUGUUAGUUUUAUCAACAAUUUUGCCUCUAGUAUUUGUAACUUUCACUAGUGACAAUAUACUUGUGCUUGUCCCAUUUUGCCAGUAAGAAGAUAUACUGUGCAGGGCUAGAUAGAGUUUUGAGUUAUUGCUCUGGCAAUUAAAUAUUCAUGAAGAAAGAGGCAAUCAGAAAGGAGAAGAUCUUUGCGGUGUGUCUAAUGAAAGCACAAUUCUUUUCAAAAUGCAACAUCUAUUACAAUUGUCCACAUUAAAAUAACUUCAUUAGGUUCGUUCUGCAUCAGGAUCACCUGUACUACAGAAUGAUUAGUUGCCUUUCUUCAGCCCUCAUUGGGAAGUAUUCUACUUUUUAUUAAUAUGACUUACUUCCUUACAGAUCAUCUGAAAUUUUUGAAUGCAGUUAUAGAGGAGCAUAAACAAAAAUUGCAAUAGCUCAAAUGCAAUACAUUAUCUUUUUUUAAAAAAAUAGUAUACUGUGCCUAGUAUUAUGAGUUAUGCCUGGAGUAAAAACAUUUUUAGAGGUCUCUGCCAUCACUUUGUGUAGAAAGAUUGCCAAAGUACAUCUCUUUAAAAUACAUUUGGUCAGGAGAUCAGAACAAACCUGCCAUUUUUAAGAAAGGAAAGUCUGAUUUGUUACAUAAAAUGAGACAGAACUUUUAUAUCUUUCUUUUUUUCUCUCUCAAAGAAGACUUUUCAAGUCUCAUGUAGUCUUGUACCGGAAGUGAAUUAUUGGAGCAGGCAAUAAUUUUUAUUUAAAGAAAGCAACAAAUAUUCCUUCUAGGCUGCUGUUUCAGAAGAGUAGAAGCAUGUUACUGUGUUGUGCAUGGUAAGGAAAAGGAAUAGUCACUCUAUUGGGAAGGAUUAAGAAUGACGCUUAGAGAGGAAUUCAAGCAUACAUGUGGUUUAUCAUUUAUCACAUGAGGUUUUAAUUUUUGUUUGCUCCUUCUGUACCUCUGUAUUACAUUACCAGAAGUGGACUGCACACAUCUGGACAACCACUAGAUAGCAGCAAAAGAUGCAGAAAACUUGAUUCUAGCAGUCAUCUGGAUUUUUUGCAGCUCAAAUAUGGCAGACCACUAGUUGCUUGCUUUUUUUUUUUAAUCAGCAGAAAAGAUGGAUGCAUUAAUUAUUUUUAAUUGCAGCACAGCCUGCUCUAAAAUCAGAACUUCAGGUUUCAGUCCUCCAUUAUGGAGAUAGUCCUGGUGCAAUCUAGAUCACAGAAAUUGCAGAGAAAUUGCAACAUGAAUUCUGAAGAAUAGCCUUUAUUAGCAGAAAGGGUUUUAACUUCCUGUGUGCCUCCUCUUCUGCCUUUUAGAUCUUUUCCAAGACAUGUCCAAUCUUAGUAGCUAUGUGAAUUUGUGCUAAGAGACACUAUCAUGCUAAAACUGUCUCGUUCAUUGAGUUUCCUUUAUUAUUGUUACUACCUCUGUUGCCUGACCAGGACCGCACUGUGUUAUAAAGCCUGAGUUUUAAACUGUAUACAUUUGACUACAAAUGUAUAGAGUUUAUCAAAAUAUUGGAAGAUAUUGGCAAAAACAAAAAUUCCUUUAGCUGAACAUUCAUCAUUCAAGAGGUAGGGCAUGUGAAGGGUAUUCUAGCCUUCCUUCAAAUUAGAUUCUCGACCAGGAAUGUCAAACUCAAGGCGUGGGGACAAGAUCUGGCCUGCAAAGUACUUAGAUCUGGCCUGCUGGGCCAUCCUGGAAACAGUGAAGGAACAGCCCGCGGUACUUCUGCCAGCACAAAUGGAGCUCAGGAGGGCCACGUGCAGCCUUCCUGACCUCUGUUUUCACUAGCAAGAGGGUUGCAAAAGGCUGUGGAAGCUGAAAACGGAGCUCGGGAGCCUGUUUUUGCUAGCAUAGCACUCGGGCCGCCACAGGUGCCCCCAACACGAGUGACAUCAAGCUAUCCAUUCCCAUCCUGGCCACGCCUAUCCUGGCCCUCUAAGAUCAAAUACAACCCUGAUGCAGCCCUCAACGAAAUCGAGUUUGACAUCCCUGUUCUAGACCCACAGUCUUAGUUCUACAGUGGCUUUGGCAGCAGAGGGGAAAUUAACACUUGUUUCCAUAAGAAUGAAUGUAAUCUGCUGGAUGCAGAGUACUAAGACCAAAUUCCUCUUAAGACUAGAGAGUAAAUGUGUGCAUUAUAAUAAAGUGCAAAUAGUUUUUCAGGAAAGUUGUUGAAUUAGGUGCUCAUUCUCCUUUAUUGCCUUGUUACAAAAUAAACACCUUGUUUAUAAUGCA